UUUUUUUUUUUUUUUUCUUCUCUGGAGGAAGGGGGGGGGCUUGGCAACUGAGAGCAGAGGUUUGACACCCCCCCGCACACACCCCUCAACCCCUGCACAUAAAGGAGGCAUCUGUAUUUUUGGUAACCAGCACUGACUUUGUUGUUGCAACUUGAGACAUGGAUGUUCUCCCCAUGUGCAGCAUCUUCCAGGAACUCCAGAUUGUGCACGACACGGGUUACUUCUCAGCCUUGCCGUCCCUGGAGGAAUAUUGGCAACAGACGUGUUUGGAGCUGGAACGGUAUCUUCAAAGUGAACCCUGUUAUGUUUCUGCAUCUGAAAUCAAAUUUGAUAGCCAAGAGGAUCUCUGGACCAAAAUUAUUCUGGCACGAGAGAAAAAGGAGGAAUCUGAACUGAAGAGCACGUGUGUCCCAAAAGAGGACAGUCUUACUAGUCAGAACUUAGAGACCAACAGUUUGAAUUCUGACGUGAGCAGCGAAUCUUCAGACAGCUCUGAGGAGCUCUCACCCACGACAAAGUUUACCUCUGACCCUAUAAGCGAUGUUUUAGCCAGUUCAGGAAACUUGAGUUCGUCUGUCACUUCCACUCCCCCUUCGUCUCCUGAGCUGAGCAAGGAGCCUUCUUCCCAGCUAUGGAAUUGUACGCCGGGUGAGUUGCAUUCACCGGGGAAACUUCGUACCGGUACCACUGGAAAGACUGCAGAAAAAGGUACACCCGCCAAUGGUGACACCUCGCCAGAUGGCAGAAGGCGUGUUCACAGGUGUCAUUUUAACGGUUGCAGGAAAGUUUACACCAAAAGUUCACAUCUGAAAGCACAUCAGCGCACUCAUACAGGGGAAAAGCCUUACAGAUGUUCAUGGGAAGGGUGUGAGUGGCGUUUUGCAAGAAGCGAUGAAUUAACCAGACACUUCAGAAAGCACACUGGUGCCAAGCCUUUUAAAUGUAGUCACUGUGACAGGUGUUUUUCCAGGUCUGACCACCUGGCCCUUCACAUGAAGAGACACCUCUGAACGGGUCAAGAGGUGAAUCCUGCGGGCUAAGAGGCGUCAAGGUUGAAGAGCCUUGAGCGGAGGGAUGCGUGUUCCAGCCAAAGCAUGCCAUUUUGCACCCUACCCAGUUGCCUCCAGGACCUCACUUCCUUGAAGGUCUUUUGAGGGCUAAUAAGUCAUGUAAGAAACGGCAUAGCAACCGCGGUGCGUGAUGUUUGGGGUUUCCUGGACUCAUACACUGGUAUCUAACCUUCUGAGUGGCUCCUAAGCCUUUGCCGUGAGCAUGUGCACUGAGAAUGUUAAUGAUUGGGCGACUGUAUGCGAUGAGGAUCUCUUGAUGACUGUAUGCUGAGGCACAUUUUUUUUCUUGUGGUUGUUUUAUAACUGUAAGAGAAAAAAAAUAGUCUGAAUGUCUUGUAUGUGAGGAAUAUCUCGUGAGAUGGGACGACCACCAAUCAUUUCCAAGGGGUGGGGGGAG
Molecule: messenger RNA, 1467 nt
Organism: Gavia stellata (red-throated loon)
Lineage: Eukaryota; Metazoa; Chordata; Aves; Gaviiformes; Gaviidae
Gene: KLF6
Product: KLF transcription factor 6
Exons: 4
Coding region: 159-1010 (283 amino acids)
Biological process (GO): regulation of transcription by RNA polymerase II
Molecular function (GO): RNA polymerase II cis-regulatory region sequence-specific DNA binding; DNA-binding transcription factor activity, RNA polymerase II-specific
Source: RefSeq, a predicted model, not a curated record